Triticum urartu is the source of this 2846-nucleotide messenger RNA. RefSeq names its product ATP-dependent zinc metalloprotease FTSH 5, mitochondrial. The record is from RefSeq and is a predicted model, not a curated record. Gene Ontology annotation, molecular function: ATP binding; metalloendopeptidase activity; ATP hydrolysis activity. Gene Ontology annotation, biological process: proteolysis; protein import into chloroplast stroma. Gene Ontology annotation, cellular component: chloroplast; membrane. NCBI's taxonomy places the organism in Eukaryota, Viridiplantae, Streptophyta, Magnoliopsida, Poales, Poaceae.
AGUCAUGGCAUUCUAAAAGAUGCGUUCUGUUUGGUCGGCUGCUCCCCGGAGCGAGCUCCCCAACGGCGGCCACGCCGACGACGCAGCGCCACCAUCCCCCUGUCCCUAGCCCGGCCGCCAGGGCCGCGAUGCAUCGAUGCGGCGCGCGGGUCCCUGCUCGCAGCCGGCGGAGAGAGCGCGCGGAGCACUGCUCGUGACGGCCGGCCUCACAGUCGCAGAGUCGGAUCCGGGCGAUUCGAAUGUGCGGAUUCUUUGCGUGGAUCAGGCGUGAUUCGAACUCUCUCCUCAAGCUGCAAUCGAUUCGAGUCCGGCUACGGAGUUCGUUGUCGUUGCCGUUGCCGUGCAGGUUUGUGCGUAGAAUGUUGCGCGUCUACCACUUAGUCUCGAGGGAUUAACAGCAGCAAUACGAGGCAGGCAAAAACACGCACACUUCGAGCCUUCUCUUCUCAUAUCUCCGGCAGCACGUCCUGCUCUGUCCUGUCCUGUCCACCAUGACCAUGGCCGGCCGGCUCGCGUUCUCCAGGGCUGCCAAGCAUGUUGUGGUUGUGGCUGGGGCGACGCGUUCAUUUCCUCCCUUCAGGGCACCUGCUGCAAAUGCACCUUCUGGAGCAGGCAGUCUGCUUAGGAAUAUACAGCAGAGGUACCUAUCAAGCUUUGUUGGUCAGAGGGUACGGUGCGUGCACUAUGGCGUCGCUUCUCUUUCUAAAGAGAAUCAUAGAACUGAUCCAGAAAGAGUUAUGCAGAAUUUCAAAAUGCUAAAUAGAGGAAUUUCAGGUGCAGCAAGGGAGGAAGGACAUGUUCUCAGUACAGCCAGUGCGCCCUUUUAUUUAGUAGAUAAAGACCUACUUAAAAGGCAGCUUCUGCGUACCUGUGGAGGCCUCGUAGUCUCUGGCUUUACAAUCUAUGGUGUUAAGGUUUUGAUUGACAGUUACAUUAAGGCUGUCAAAGAUAGUUACACGAAGUUUGUGGCUGUAAGUGUCGACAACACAGAACUUGACGACACGGAAGAAGAUGCCACGGAUUUAAGCACAAAAUUCAAUGAUGUAAAGGGGGUUGACGAAGCCAAAGCUGAACUCGAGGACAUAGUUUACUACCUACGAGAUCCCGACCAUUUCACACGCCUUGGUGGCAAGCUUCCGAAGGGUGUUUUACUUAUAGGCCCACCCGGCACAGGGAAGACCAUGUUGGCAAGGGCUAUGGCUGGGGAAGCUGGCGUCCCUUUCUUUGCGUGUAGCGGCAGUGAUUUCGAGGAGGUGUAUGUAGGUCUUGGGGCUAAGAGAGUGCGGGAGAUCUUUGAUUCAGCAAAGCAGCUGUCUCCUUGCAUAAUAUUCAUCGAUGAAAUUGAUGCGAUUGGUGGGCGCAGACACGCAGGAGGUUCGACGUUGGCAAGUCAGACCCUGAACCAGCUGCUUUCUGAGAUGGAUGGUUUCGAGCAGAAUGACGGGAUAAUUGUGGUUGCAGCAACCAACUUCCCCGAGUCAUUAGACAGCGCCCUUGUCAGGCCUGGGCGUUUUGACCGUCAAGUCAUUGUCCCUAUUCCAGAUGUUGAGGGCCGACGGCAGAUCCUUGAGGCUUACAUGUCAAAGGUGUCUACAGCCAAGGGUGUGGAUGUGAUGACCAUCGCGAGGGGGACGCCUGGGUUCUCAGGUGCACACCUUGCAAGCCUAGUGAACGAUGCCGCCCUCAAAGCUUCCAUGGAUGGAGCAAAUGCUGUUGGGAUGGAUCACUUUGAGUACGCCAAGGACAGGAUCAUGAUGGGCAGUGAGCGCAAGUCGAUGGUGAUAUCUGAUCAAUACAGGAAGAUGAUCGCAUACCAUGAGGGUGGGCAUGCCCUUGUUGCUAUCCUCACGGACGAUGCCGACCCUGUUCACAAGGCCACCAUUAUGCCUAGGGGAUAUACUCUUGGCAUGGUGGCGCAGCUGCCGGGGGAAGACAGCGAGCUCGAAGUCUCGAGGAAGCAGAUGCUGGCGAAUUUAGAUGUCUGCAUGGGAGGGCGGGUGGCCCAGGAGCUUAUAUUUGGAGAAGCAGGGGUUGGCACAGGUGCCUUGUCUGAUCUUAGACAGGCAACUCAGCUGGCGACAAAGAUGGUUACCAGGUAUGGAAUGAGCAAGCGGGUCGGCCUUGUUACCUAUAGCAAUGACGACGAUGUUGGCGGUGGCAAGACGAAGAACAUGAGCGGACGAACGUCAGAACUGGUUGAUGAGGAGGUGAAAGCACUGUUGGACAACGCUUACAAGAAUGCCAAAACGCUUCUCACGAAGCACAACAAGGAGCUCCAUGCGCUGGCAAAUGCCCUCCUGGAGCAUGAAACUCUCAGUGUUGACGCGAUCAAGAAACUAGUUUCGACAGCACGACAAGGGGAUUGUCCUAGCAGUAGCCAGCAAAAUCAGGGAACACCUCCUUGUGACGAGAUCUCGAAACUAGUAUCGACUGAACAACAAGAAGAUGGUCAUAACAAUAGCAAACAGGAUCAGGUAACACCUUCUCCCACUGGUAACGAGUUCAAGGAAUCAGCAGGUAGAUGAUCCUAACAAUGGUCAGCAGAAUCAGGGAACACCCUCUCCACCCUAGCCUUGGAGACACUUAUACAGGAAGAAAUAUUUCUUUGCCUGAUAGAUACUACAGAGCAAUGCGUAUUUUCAUCUGGCAUUUGUUUCUCAAGUCUGAAGAGAAUGCGACGUGUUUUGUACUUCUGCAUACUGUGUUCUGAACCAGCAAAACCUCCAGUCUUGUGCAUCAAACAUGAAUGUGCCCCAAGAUUUCUAUUCAGCAGUGUGUAAAUACAAUUUAAUACAUUUCCCCCCAGCUGCAAAACAUAAUAAAAAUACCAUAGGUCCUUUGAUAAA